Adineta steineri is the source of this 1872-nucleotide messenger RNA. NCBI's taxonomy places the organism in Eukaryota, Metazoa, Rotifera, Eurotatoria, Adinetida, Adinetidae. The record is from the annotation of a GenBank genome assembly.
AUGGAUAAUAUAAUAUUUCGCGUAUUUAUAUGUAUUGUACUUCUUAUUCAACCCCAUGUUACAUUCUACAUUCCCGGUGUAGCACCACUUGAUUUUGCAAAAAACGAAGAAGUUGAAGUUAAAGCUGUUAAAAUGACAAGUACAAAGACACAAUUACCAUAUGAUUAUUAUGAUGUAGCUGUUCAUUGUAAACCAUCCAACGGAACAAAAUAUAAAUCAGAAAACCUUGGUGAAAUUCUUCGAGGUGAUCGAAUUGUUAAUACAAAAUAUAAAGUAGCAAUGGAUGUUAAUGUUCAAUGUCAAACACUUUGUCAUGAUAUUAAUUUAUCGAAAGAACAAAGUGCUGUACUUGGAAAACGUAUACGAAAUAAUUAUUAUGUUCAUCUUCUUGUGGAUAAUCUUCCGUGUGCAACGAAAUUUCAAAAUGUUGAUACACAUGAAAUCUUAUAUGAACAUGGUUAUCGUUUAGGAAUGCAUACAAAACAAAGUGAUGAAACAUUUAUAAACAAUCAUUUAGUUAUCAAAUUAUUCUAUCAUAAAGAAUCUGAUGAAGCUUAUCGGGUUGUUGGUUUUGAAGUUGAACCAAAGAGUAUUGAUUCAAAACGUAUAGCUAUUAAGCCUGAUGGUACAUGUACAAUUGAAAAUGGUCAAGCAAUGCAAAAAAUUGAUCCAAAAGAAGAAAAUAAACUUUCAAUGACAUAUGAAGUUGAAUGGGCAUAUAGUGAAACACGUUGGGCAAGUCGAUGGGACACUUAUUUAGCAAUGACUGAUGUACAAAUUCACUGGUUUUCAAUUGUAAAUUCAGUUAUUGUUGUAUUUUUUCUUGCUGGCAUAUUAUCAAUGAUUAUUGUGAAAACACUUCGUCGUGAUAUUGCACGAUACAAUCAAGAAGAUUCAGAUGAUGUCACUGAAGAAACUGGUUGGAAAUUAGUACAUGGUGAUGUAUUUCGUCCACCACAUCGUAAGAAUGUUCUUGCUGCAUUAGUCGGAUCUGGUAUUCAGAUAUUCCUAAUGUCAUUUAUUGUUAUUGCCUUUGCUGCUCUUGGAAUGCUUUCACCAUCAUCACGCGGUGCAUUGGUUACCGCAGCUUGUUUUCUUUAUGUAUUUAUGGGGCUUGUUGCUGGAUUCUAUUCUGGCCGAAUAUAUAAAACAAUCAAGGGUUCACAUUGGAAACGAACAGCAGCUUUAACUGCUACAUUAUAUCCAGCAGUUGUAUUUAGUAUUGGCUUUUUUCUGAAUUUUUUCAUUUGGGGAAAACGUUCAUCGGGUGCUGUUCCAUUUUCAACUAUGCUUGCUAUACUUGUUAUGUGGUUAGGCAUUUCAUUUCCUUUAGUUUGUCUUGGCUUUUACUUUGGUUAUCGUAAACAACCUUAUGAACAACCAGUUCGAACAAAUCAAAUACCACGUCAAGUGCCUGAACAACAAUGGUUUUUACAUCCAGUAUUAAGUACUUUAAUGGCCGGUGUACUUCCAUUUGGUGCGAUGUUUAUUGAAUUAUUCUUCAUCUUUUCGGCUAUUUGGGAAAAUCAAUAUUAUUACUUAUUUGGUUUUCUUUUUCUUGUCUUUAUUAUUAUAAUCAUAUCCUGUUCACAAAUAUCAAUUGUUAUAACAUACUUUCAAUUAUGCGGAGAAGAUUAUCAUUGGUGGUGGCGAUCAUUUAUUGCAUCAGGAGGUUCAGCAUUCUAUGUAUUUGCAUAUUCAAUAUUCUACUUCUUUACCAAACUUGAUAUAACUGAAUUUGUUCCAACAAUGCUCUAUUUUGGUUAUACAUUCUUGAUCUGUUUUACAUUUUGGAUUUUAACUGGUACAAUUGGGUUUAUUGCAUCAUACAUCUUUGUCAGAAAAAUCUAUGCAGCUGUUAAAAUUGAAUAG